This is a messenger RNA of Anastrepha obliqua, 3656 nucleotides long. RefSeq names its product phosphatidylinositol-binding clathrin assembly protein LAP (gene lap). The coding region runs from base 562 to 2988 and encodes 808 amino acids. Gene Ontology annotation, biological process: synaptic vesicle budding from presynaptic endocytic zone membrane; clathrin coat assembly; clathrin-dependent endocytosis. The transcript is spliced from 17 exons. The record is from RefSeq and is a predicted model, not a curated record. NCBI's taxonomy places the organism in Eukaryota, Metazoa, Arthropoda, Insecta, Diptera, Tephritidae. Gene Ontology annotation, cellular component: extrinsic component of presynaptic endocytic zone membrane; clathrin-coated vesicle; clathrin-coated pit. Gene Ontology annotation, molecular function: 1-phosphatidylinositol binding; phosphatidylinositol-4,5-bisphosphate binding; clathrin heavy chain binding.
CAGCAGCGGCCAAAGCAGAGGCACCAAAAUCGACGGCCAGAAAGUUUUUUUCUCCCAAACGAUUGACACGAAUCACACAUACACAGCAUACACGCCAAAAGAAAAGUGCGGAGAGAAGGCGAAACACAAAUUGGGAAAAUCGAAAGAGGAAAAUUGUAUCGCAUGCAGAAGAAUUCUGAAGAAUAAAUUUUGAUUGCAAUUGCUUUUGCAGGCAAACAAGUAAUUCUAAACGAAAAAAUUACGUGAAUUUUGUGUGAAGAGCUUUUUGGCGAAAAGAAAAAACCAAUUGUGCCGCUGUGCAAAAGCCGAAACCAGUUGGUUGGUAAAGAUAAAAAAAUAGCAUAAAAGUAAACCAAAAGGCAAAUUGAAGAAAAGGGAGAGAACUGCUAUUGAGAAAACGGAAUUUUAGACAUACUGUAAUAAUAGCUAUCGAUCAGUGAGCACCAAUACGAGAACGUUUUACAGCUCCAACCUCAAAGACGCAAACUCCAAUUUCAGUUCCCCAACUUCGGCUAAGACAGCACCACCAAAGCGCACAGCAAAUUAAAAACCGGCAGCAUCAUGACUAUGGCUGGGCAGACCAUCAACGAUCGGCUAUUGGCGGCGCGGCAUAGCUUGGCCGGUCAAGGCCUGGCUAAGUCGGUGUGCAAGGCCACCACAGAGGAGUGCAUCGGGCCCAAGAAGAAACAUUUGGAUUAUUUAGUACACUGCACAAACGAACCGAAUGUCUCCAUACCACAUUUGGCCAAUUUACUUAUCGAACGCUCACAGAAUACCAAUUGGGUGGUGGUCUAUAAAGCGCUGAUAACCACUCAUCACUUGAUGGCAUAUGGCAAUGAGCGAUUCAUGCAGUAUUUAGCAUCCAGUAAUUCAACAUUUAAUCUCAGCAAUUUUCUGGACAAAGGCGGCGUACAAGAUGGCUUAUCGGCACCGGGUGGCAGAAUGGGCUACGAUAUGUCGCCGUUCAUACGACGCUACGCCAAAUACUUGAAUGAAAAGUCGCUCUCAUAUCGUGCAAUGGCUUUUGAUUUUUGCAAAGUAAAACGCGGCAAGGAGGAAGGCUCUCUACGCACCAUGAAUGCCGACAAGCUGCUAAAGACAUUACCUGUACUGCAAGGACAGUUGGAUGGCCUACUGGAAUUCGAUUGCCAGUCCAAUGACUUAUCUAAUGGUGUCAUCAACAUGAGUUUCAUGCUGCUCUUCCGCGAUCUGAUACGGUUGUUUGCGUGCUAUAAUGAUGGCAUUAUUAAUUUGCUCGAGAAAUAUUUCGAUAUGAAUAAGAAACACGCACGCGAUGCUUUGGAUUUGUACAAAAAGUUUUUGGUGCGCAUGGAUCGCGUUGGUGAAUUUUUGAAAGUCGCUGAGAAUGUUGGCAUUGACAAAGGUGAUAUUCCCGAUUUGACAAAGGCUCCGAGCUCUCUGUUGGAUGCCUUGGAACAACAUUUAGCUACUUUGGAGGGACGAAAGGUUUCUGCUGCUAAUACACCAACUCAAACGGCAAGCAAUCAAAAGAAUGUAAAAUCCGCUGUCACUGCCUUAUCUUCCACCAGCUCAUCAUUCGGCACAGCUGCCGCAUCCAGCAAAUUCGACACAACCAAUGGCAUCGAUGAGCAAUUGAAGGCGCAGGUAUUGGCCGAAGAGGAGGCGGCUAUGAAUCAGUACAAACAAUCGAAGGUCUCUUCACCCACUGCAGGCGGUGGUGGCGCUGGUGCUGGUGCUGCAUUAACAAAUCCAUUCUUAUCGUCACCGCCAGCCAGUGGCGCUGGUGCACCGAUAGUCGAUCUGUUUGGUGCAGCUCCGGCAACGGCUGCCGGUACGGCUGCUGCCACCGCAAGUGGUGGUGCUGCAGGCGGCACCACCACCAAAGCAUCCGAUGACUUACUACAAUUGGGCAAUCCAUUUGCUGAUAUGUUCGAUGCGCCCGUAGGCGGCGUGGGCGCUGGUGGCGGCGCAGCAGCGGCAACAGGUGGUGCACAAAAUGCCAAUAAUAUUUGGAUGCAUAAUAAUGGUUUUAAUGGUGCUGCAGCGCCUUCAGCGGCUGCAAAUGCUUUCGUCUCGGACAGCAAUUUCUCGUCCGUUUUUGGUAAUACUGAACCAACCGCCUCAUCCGCCGCCGCCGCCGCAGCCUUACCAAAUCCGUUCUUCGACACCAUGGAUGCGCCGUUAUUUGGCGCAUCCCAACAAUCGCAACUUCAACAACAGUCGGCAUUCUCCACCACAUCAGCUCUCGGCGAUACCGCUUAUAUGCCCCAGGGAGCGCCAGCCUCGCAACAGUUCUUUAUGAAUACAACAGCCGCGGUGGCGCCGGCGCCACAACAAUUCCCUCCAGGCUUUGAUGCUCUGGGUGAUGUCCUCAAGCCAGGCAUCACAUCCACACAUCCAGCCGCAGCCAAUCAAACGAAUAUUGUCACUGCAGGUGCUCUGGGUCUGGCCGGCAGUCAGCAACAGCAAUUACUCAACCAACAGCAGCAACAACAACUCCAACAACAACAGCAAACACAACCUGCUAGUACUGGCAAAAUACUCACCGGCGAUUUGGAUAGCUCACUUAUGUCACUUGUAGAUAAUCUGAAUAUAAAUAAAUCGAGCAGUGCAAAACCCGUGCAAUGGAACUCGCCGAAAAAUACAGCGAAACCCGGUGCUAAUUGGACACCUCAACCAAUGGCGGCUACAACUGGUGCUGGCUAUCGUCCAAUGGCACAUGGCAUGACAGUAAGUCCUGCGCCAAUCACAAUCCAAAACCAUCCGUAUAUACACGCUAGUUAUCCUGUUAUACCAAAUUAUAUGCAGCAGGGAAUGCCGGUGAUGGGACAACCUAUGAUGGGUCAAGCCCCUUUGACUGGCGUGCAACCGACGAUGGCGCCAAUGAUGGCAGCGGCGCCGCAAGCGCUUCACAGUAGUGCGAUAACAAUGCAACCGCAAUCACUCCAGCAACAGCCCAACGGUGGCAAUAAGGCGGCGCCACUCGAUCCAUUCGGUGUGUUAUAAGAUGGCUGGCGUGGUUAGCAGCCAUGAGCAACAACUACAACAAUAACAACAAUAUUAUCAUAAUAACCCAACCCAAUAAGCAGCAGUAAAGCGCCACUGCUGCUGUAGCGGAGUAAAACGUCAUCAAACUACAGCAUAACAGCAUAACCAAUCAACUAGUUGGACGAUGGGGGGAAAUACAAAAACAAAAAAAUGAAGAGGAGAAAAAACAGCAAAAUGUUUGGCUGAUUGGGCGGGGUUGAUAGGGGGUGGAUGUGUCAGAUUUGCCGCUGUUUUCCUUUGUGGGGGCGCGGACGCGUACGCUAAGCGUGUAGUGCAAGUUGUGAAUGAGAAUUUAAAAAAAAUUCAAGAAUUAUAAAAAUCAGUUUCAAAUUAUAAAUAAAUUAAUUAAAUACAAUUAAAAUAAUAUUAUGAUUAUAUUACAUUAUAUAUAUUAUAUGCAUAAAAAAAAUCAAGAAAAAAUGCAAAAGUAAAAGAAAAGAAAAUAAAUGCAAUGAAGACGCGUUGAAGUUAGAAAAUAAACCAAGAGAGUAAAUUAUAUAAAAAUGAUUAUUGUAUUGUACUAUUUCUUAUAAUUAUAAUUAUUGUAUUGUAUUGUAUAACUGCAAAUACCAUUACCGAUCACAAAAAACGAUUUUUGAAAUGAAUAAAAAAAUAGCAAAAAUGAA